Messenger RNA from Lachancea nothofagi CBS 11611, 2211 nucleotides. The record is from the annotation of a GenBank genome assembly. NCBI's taxonomy places the organism in Eukaryota, Fungi, Ascomycota, Saccharomycetes, Saccharomycetales, Saccharomycetaceae.
AUGAACAUCUUGUCAUGGAGAAGGAAAAAUGCGUCUUCCAAUACGCUAAUAAAUGAACAUCCCAAAAACGUUAUGUUCAAAAAUGACGAAAAUCUAAUACAGAAUCUAGGCGAGAAUCUCGAGCAAAACCCGCGCAUCAUCGAAUUCCAGUUUGGGAAAAGCUUCAAGCUAAGGGGCCGGCUUUUGAGUAGCUUGAGCGGACUCAAUCUGAUCGGAAUUGGUCCUCCUGACAUGGUGCAUGUGACCAAGUUUGACAAGUUUCGUCAAGUGGAAACCGGGGAGUAUCAUUACUUAACCGGGCUUGAUACUUCUUCUGAAGUGAUGCCAAUUGCAUACCUGAACAUUCUGGGGCUAAAUGAUGGCUCUCAAGCGUCAUUGGCAUCGGGGUCUACGCCGUCGAAAAGUGGCCACAGGGUUACGACUUAUUGCACCGCAAACGUAUUUAGUAACGUUGACGUCAGGAUACGUUACGAAUCCCCGAAGCAUUUUCAACUGACGGUUACAGACUUUCUUUCCGGAUCCAGUAAAUCCACAAUGACACCCGAACUAUGGGAAGAGACAUUUGUGAGUGGCUUUGUGCGGGCAGUUAUCACCAAUACUGACAAAGAACGCAAGCUUCCAGGUCUUGUUGAGUUUCCUAUAGCGCUGGAAAAUGGGCUUGCUUACUCUGAAAAAUGCGUUUCCUUACUAUGCAAGUUCUUACCACGCGGGCCUGAACUGGGUUGCGAUCUAACGAAGCAUGGGUUCGCAUCUUUCAAAAAUAAUUAUUUGGUUGCAUCCUUACUUACAUUCUUGCAAGUAGCAGGGAAACUUAAUAUGUUUGUGGUGGAACUGCUUCAUAAGCUGUGCGAAUCAGACCCAAAAAACGAGGUAUGCUACAGAACGGCGCUAGUCGCAGUAAUGAUGAAUAGUGAAGCGCACGAUUCUAUGGCGAUAAAAACCAUCAGUAAUUCAAUGCAAAAGCUGUUCCCUGACGGUUUAUCUAGAUUGGAACAAGACCAAUUAGCGUAUGCUGGCGAUUUUCUGAACUUGCAAGUUGACUUUCUUAUGUCAAAGAACGACUUUCAACUUGCGUUGCCGCUUGUCCAAAAAACGACAGCUAUAUGUUCUGACAAUUUUGAAGCCUGGAGUAAGCUUGCACAGUGCUAUAUCAAGCUACAAGACUACAAAUCUGCUAUGUUCGCCAUCAAUUCUCUCCCACCUCUUUUGUCAUCAGACCCGUGUAAAGAUGCUAUGUGGAAAGAAGCAUCUGAGGAUAGAUAUUACGUCAAACCUCUUUGUUCACGCCCUGGCUCUCGCCUACAAUCGAAUGAAUACAACUUCAUUUCUACAACUCUCAAAGCAAUUAAAGACCAUGAUUUGAGUUCAAUGAUCUACGGCCGGAUUGUAAUGCCCCCGCAAGCGAAUCGAGGGUGUAUCAAGGAAAUUUGGGAUGGACCGUGCAUGUCAUUGGGCCCUAUUUAUGGGCCUCAAAGUAAGAACCUAAUAAACUUCGUGUCAACGCAGGAAGUUGCAUCUUUAGAAGAUUCUGACUUGUUGCAAAGAAACACUAUGGCAAACCAGCUCAGUUGGUCGCUAUCAAUUGCCUACGACCUGCUGAUGAAUAUCGUCUCUGAUAUAGGUUGGAAUUCUUUGUUAGAGCUGCGAUCGAAAAUAUUCGUUAUGGAGCGCGAGCGCACUACUGAUUACACAGGUACGCUACAGCCAGAAUUUAAGACCAAACGUUUGUGCGAGAAGUGGCUUGACCAGCUGUUCCUUAAUCUCUACGAGGACUUGAAAAUAACCUGCAAUGUUGAAGAGCACCGCGAGGAAAUGUACAGUGGCUUAGAAUGGGAGCUUCUGGGACUCGCUCAUCUAAGGACAUGGAACUGGGCGGAUGCAGUUCCAUGCCUUCGGACCAGUAUCAUGGCUCGCUUUGACGUUGUAAGUGCCGAAAAGUUGUUAGAUCUUUACUUGACGCGGCAAUACCCGGUUUCAAACGUGCUAGACCCCGACGUUUUGCUAUCAUUGAUCGUUGAAAAGAUAAGCUACGAGAGCCGCUUCUACAACUACCUACAAUUACCCAAUCUGCAUGUCCUGACCCGCUUAUGCUCACUUUCGGGGGUGGAGAACGUGCGAAAUCACAUAUAUGCCCUUCCCUCGGCACAGAGAGGCAUCGUUGCCCUCAUGGACAAGCUGCUGGACUACAUACAAGAGCUGAACGAUAAGUGA